This is a messenger RNA of Eucalyptus grandis, 1921 nucleotides long. Its product is annotated as protein CHUP1, chloroplastic. Gene Ontology annotation, biological process: chloroplast organization. NCBI's taxonomy places the organism in Eukaryota, Viridiplantae, Streptophyta, Magnoliopsida, Myrtales, Myrtaceae. Gene Ontology annotation, cellular component: chloroplast outer membrane. The record is from RefSeq and is a predicted model, not a curated record. Bases 197 to 1540 code for a protein of 447 amino acids. The transcript is spliced from 2 exons.
UGCUAAUGCAACAUAAAAGUGCAAAGAAUCUUUUAGGCAGCAGCUUUAUAGCAACACCGUUCAUGAAUUCCUUUACCUCAAAGGUUGUCCACCCAAUUCACAAUCGAACUACUUGCUGUUUCAUACCUCCUUUAAUAGUCCCCGUUCGAUUCGGUCGCCAAAAGGGUUCGAUCGAAACGAGCCGGAUCGCUUCGGGAUGGAUAGUACAUCGUCAAAACCGGAGAUCAUGAUCAUGAAGCCUGUGUUUCUGAAGGCCGGAGUGCCUCUAGCUCUAUCCAUGGCGGGUUUCAUGUGCGCUAGGAUCAUGUGGAGAAGAAGCUGCAGCAUGCAAUCUAAAGCUUCUUCGUCGCAAGGCCAGGUGAAUUUGGACGACUCUGACGGUGAAGAUGGUGGAUAUGAUGAGCAUGAGACCUCUCUCAGCUUGAAUUCCUCGUGUACAGACUCGAUAGAAGACGAAGAGCGAUUGGCGGCGAAUCCACAAUCUUUGAUAGGAAGCUCCUUCCGAAUUUGGGAAGGAGAAGAGAUCUUAGCCCUGAGAAGCACGGUCAGGGACCUUCAGGAGAGAGAGCUGGAGCUGGAGAUGCAGUUUCUCCAGUACUGCAAUUUGAAGGAGCGAGAAUCGGUCUUGAUGGAGAUGGGACAAGCGUUGCGAUUGGGGAUGUCUCAGCUCGAGCUUCUGGACAGGGAGGUUUUGCACAUGGAAGAAGAGAACAAGCGGAUUGCCGACAUGGCCGCCGAAUAUUUCAAGGUCAUGGAGGAGCUUCGCCAUUGGAAGUCUAAGAAUGAGAGGCUUCUUAGAAUAGUGAGGAAGCUCCAGAGGAAAGUGAAGCAGCAGUCGAGGGUCUUGCGAGAGAAUGAUCUGAGGAUCAAAGAGAGAGAAGGGGAAAUAUUGAAGAUCCAGAGAGCUCUCGAAUCAAAGACGAACGAUGUCAAGAGAAUGGAGGGCGAGAUUGAUAGGCUAAGGGCCAUGUUGGAUCGAUCAGAGCGGGAGAAAAAUGAGCUUAUGAUUGAAUUGAGUUCAGCAAAAACAUCAGCUCCGCCACUCUCCGAGACCGGAGCAGAAGCAACAUCGACGGAAGACUGCAGUCGCCUGUUGAAGGAAAUAGAGCAGCUCCGGACAGAACGGGCAGCGGAAGAGAAGGAACUGAUUCACCUGAGAUGGAGCAACGCUUGCCUGAGGCAUGAAUUGACGAAGAACCCCCAUGUCCAUGAGCAGGAUAUGGCGAAGAGCCAUUCUUCUGAAUUGGCCCUCACGGUUUCGACUAAAAGUCAAGACUGCGACUACCUGGAUGAGCUGAAAAGGUCGAAUUCCGCAAAUGCCGGGUACUCCUCUCACGCAGGAACUGGCAAUCAUGGCCACUCGAAAAAGAUCAAGAUUCUGCACAAGCUCAAGAAAUGGGUGGAGGGGAAUGACAAGACGAACGCGAAAGAAGCGGAGAAAGUGAAGCACGAGAUCGGGUGCUUUACGAGGCAUUCGACUGCAGAUGAUGCAGAGGAGGAGCACACAGCCCAGGCAAGAAAAUCAGGUUCCAGCCCAUAAAUACGGCUGCGACCGAAGCGAGCAGGGCUGCCGAUCAUAAGUUGGUAAUCCAAUUCGCUAACACCAAACCAUAAUACUGAUUGUAUAAGGCCAUCCGCCGUUGUUUCACUUGAAUCGUCCUGCACUUAACUGUUAAUAAUGAGGCCGGUUUCAUCUCGCUGAUCUCGCACCACAUGAACAAGUAUUUUCUGAUGCUCGGAUCCGCCCUUAUAGUUUCUUUUCUAAUGAACAUAUAUAGUAGCUAGAUGGGCGUAGACGAUGCUAUAAUGCCAGGUGCAAAACACAAUUUGUGUUGAGAAAUAUAAAGAGAUUUUUGAUAGAUUUUCCUUAAAGACAUUGAGCUGUAUGUAGUUUGUAAAAUGACAAGAGGAACAUUGGAAU